AUGGACGACGAAAAAUGUGGAAAAUGGAAAGAAGGGCCCUAUCGAUCUCCACAAUUCAAAGAGUGUUUCGCGCGCCGCUUCCAGACGGAAGUGUUUCUUGCGUGGGCCGGCUCGCAAGCGAGUUUUCUCGGAGAGUUUGUUAAUGCGCGCGUUCUGAAACUCCAUGUUGUUCUUUUCAUGCAACAGAAGAAGGGAAGUAGAGAAAAGGCGCUGCACCACCGGAACCAGCGCUGCUCCGUGCGCCACUCGCACGGCGAGCGCGGCGGCGCGGGGCCGGCGCGGGCGGCGGCGACGCGGAGCGCGAUGUCGCGGACGCCCGAGGACUCCGUGUGCAGCAACGAGGGGCCCAGCGCCAUCUACAACGACGGGCCGUCCACCUACAGCGACGUGGGCACGCCCAACGUGUCGUUCCGCGUGUCGCCGCGCCAGUGA
Gryllus bimaculatus (two-spotted cricket) is the source of this 432-nucleotide messenger RNA. NCBI's taxonomy places the organism in Eukaryota, Metazoa, Arthropoda, Insecta, Orthoptera, Gryllidae. The record is from the annotation of a GenBank genome assembly.